This is a messenger RNA of Dreissena polymorpha, 2358 nucleotides long. Its product is annotated as sodium/potassium-transporting ATPase subunit beta-1-interacting protein-like. The transcript has 6 exons. The record is from RefSeq and is a predicted model, not a curated record. Gene Ontology annotation, biological process: regulation of sodium ion transport. Lineage: Eukaryota; Metazoa; Mollusca; Bivalvia; Myida; Dreissenidae. The coding region runs from base 228 to 1316 and encodes 362 amino acids.
CAGAGUUCAUAAAUAUAGUAUUGAAAUUCAAAUUGUUUUUAAUGUGUUCAGAAAUCAGUCUACAUUCAAUGCAUCAAAAUAAAAGUGUAAAGGAUAUCGAUGUGUUUCCUUUAUAAAUUAUUUAGACAUGUUUCAGGGUCCUAUUUGUCGUAGUGGACUAAUAUCGUAGGAUGUUCUUAGGUUGAAAAAUAUGUCAAAAUGGAACGAUCUGUGACAAUUUGAAAACUAUGUUUUUAGUCGGCGUUUAUCAACUUCUUGUUAAAUUAUCAAAGAAAAUGGCGGGUGAGUCGACAAAAUGCUACUCCACAGCCAUUUACACCACGAUUAUGGUGGUUUUAUCACUACAAUUGUUGGGGACAAUAGAGAAGCAGGUGUUUGAUUUCCUGGGAUACAUGUGGGCACCAAUCAUUGGCAACUUCUUCCAGAUUAUUUGUUCCAUUUUGGGUAUCUUUGGGACUUACCAGUUCCGGCCUGUGUUUAUUGCAAUAUAUUCCACUUGGAGCUUGAUAUGGCUGGGCUGGAACAUCUUCGUUAUCUGUCUGUACUUGGAAGUCGGUGUUCUCAAUAGGAACAAAGAGCUCUACAUUCUCACGAUGGGCACCAAGUCUAAGAGCUGGUGGCUAGACCACGGUAUUGGUUGCCGUGUGAACAACGAGUCCUGGGUCGAGGGGACAGCUGAGGAGCAGGGCCGGCUGAUACCGCCUGAGGAAUACGUGGAGGGAUGCAUUCUUGAGUACUAUUACGUAGAGGUUAUACACGCCGCGAUACAGUGUCUACUGGCGCUGACUGGAUUUGUGUUCACGUUAAUGGCUAUAUACAUCUACAGCGAGGAACAAGAGUCGACUCCUGCACCCGUAAACCAUGAACUAGAAUACGUUAAAAUGAACACCCUCACACCAAAUGGCUCAACAACAACAACAACAACAACAACAAGAAACGAGCCUUCAUCACCCACCAGAGCUGGUACAUCCAACCUCGCCUAUGAAAGUGACGCUCAAUCCACGCGCACAACGACAGACAUCCACGAAACAUACGCCACAGGUACCCUCGAUCGGCCGCCCAGCUACGAAACGAGCAUGCGCAACACAACAAACGUGAACAACCGUUACGGUGCGGACAGACAGAGUGUUCGUAGCACGCGAAGUGCACGCAGUGCAAGAAGCGCACGCAGUAACAGGUCUACGCGCAGUGCACGGACUAAACGGAGACGCGAUCAGAGUAACGAACGUCGCGAAGAACUCCCAUGGGUGCAGAUAACACCUUCAGCCAGUAACCAUGCACAUAUGGAUAGUGCACCGUACCGGCACUUUCCCUGAUUCUCAUGGUUUAGGCAGAUGCUAACGUGUGAAAUGUGCCUUGAAUGGCGUAUUUGGUUAUCAGGGGUGUGAUUUUUCCUUCCAUUCAGCUAAUUUCCUCCCUUUCAAUGUCCAACUAAUAAAAUAUAAAAAGUUAUUAUCUUCGCAGGAUCUGCAUACAAAAUGAAGAGUCAGUUAAACUGUGUUAGGGGGGAGGGUAGGGUAUUGUCCUCCCCUGUCUUGGUUUCUAAAUCACACCCCUGAAAUAUGGGUCUCAUGGACUUAGGUGGAUUUAAGUGUGUAAGAUGUGCCUAGAAUGGCAUAUUUGGCAGUUGUAGUGCGUUGUUCAGUGGGCUUGGUUGUGUUGGUGGAUCUUACAAACAGCUUAUUUUUCUAUGAUGUAUUUUUACUCAAAUAUAUUUAUUUAGUUACAAUUCAACACCGUUUAACAUUUGUAUUGAUUAUUUAUAUAAAGAAGAUGUAAUUAAAUAUCAAACCAUGCCUAUAAAACGUAUCAACAUACAAUUAAUGCUGAUCCUGCAUAAACUUUUUUUGUGUUUUGUAUAGAAUGUAUGAUUCAUUUGUGUAUGCUACUAUGUUACAAUGGUGUUCUGUACAAAAACAGUUAUUUACUCUGCUAAUGUCUCAAUUCAAGCUUGUGUUCUGUAACAGCGUGAAUGAUUUGAUAAGAGAUCUGAAUUAGUCUGAUCAAUAACUGUAGUAGGCGUGGGAAAAUUGUGUAUGAAAAUUAUUUUUGUUUUGAGUCUAGUUAUGUACCAAAAUAAAUUGUACAGUUUUGUUGACUUAGGAUUUAAUUGUAUAGUAUUUGUAUGUGAGAAAUGCUUGCACUUGAAGAAUGCAUACAUAUUUUUCAUACAUGCGGUUUUUGAUAUGUUAGAGAUAAGCAUGGUUCUAAGCUCAUUCUAAAGCUCGUUCACAUAAUGCUGUAGUUUUAGUGAAGAACAAGAUCAUGGGUACCCUUAUUUGCAAUUCUGGCGCAUGGGUACCCGUGAUUGGAAAUUUAGAGACAAAUGUGCACAGUGCUUAACCCUUUUUACCACUU